Molecule: messenger RNA, 1182 nt
Organism: Moesziomyces antarcticus
Lineage: Eukaryota; Fungi; Basidiomycota; Ustilaginomycetes; Ustilaginales; Ustilaginaceae
Product: serine dehydratase
Exons: 1
Coding region: 1-1182 (393 amino acids)
Biological process (GO): L-serine catabolic process; L-threonine catabolic process
Molecular function (GO): threonine deaminase activity; L-serine ammonia-lyase activity; pyridoxal phosphate binding
Source: RefSeq, a predicted model, not a curated record
AUGACUGUGCCACUGGACGCUACGGUGCUGCCCCCCACCGGCGAGGUGCCAACUACCGCCAAGCCGGCCGUCGAGCCGCUCCACGCCGUGACCCCGCUCAUCUACUCGCAGCGGCUCAGCACCGCCACAGGGCACCACAUCUGGCUGAAGCUCGACUGUGACCAGCCUUCGGGCUCGUUCAAGAUCCGCGGCGUGGGCAAGAUCUGCCAGUCGGCGAUCGCGCGGUAUGGCUCGGCGACGCACAUCGUAACGUCUUCGGGCGGCAAUGCUGGUCUGGCUGCAGCGCAUGCUGCUAGUAGCGCCGGCGUGGCGAGUACGAUCUAUGUGCCCGCGUCGACCGAGGCCGAGGUUGUGGCGAAGCUGCGCAGCCUCGGCGCGCAUGUGGUGGUGGGCGGCGAUUCGUGGGACCAGGCGGAUGCAGCGGCACGAAAGCUGGUGGAUGAAACGCAGGGUGCGGUGUACGUGCAUCCGUUUGUGGGCGAAGAGCUGGUGGCGGGACACUCGGGACUCGUCGAUGAGGUGUACGACCAACUGCACGCUCAGGGCGCGGGGGAGCUGGAUGCCAUCGUGUGCUCGGUUGGCGGCGGCGGAUUGCUGCGCGGCAUCAUGCAGGGUGCAACCCGCCAUGCUUGCGCCAAACCGGCUCUUGUCGCGGUACAGAACUUCGGCGUGAAUUCGUUCAACCGCUCGCUCGAUGAGCAUCGCGCGGCGGGGGAGACGGCGCUGCCCGAGGAUGUGGUGACGCUCCCUGCGAUCGAGAGCAAGUGCACUUCGAUGGGCACCAAGCGCUGCUCGCUCGAAACGGUGCAUGAUGCCAUCCGGUACGAAGGCGACGUAACCACGCUCACAGUCACAGACGAUCUAUCGGCGUCGGCAUGCUGGCAGUUCUCGGCCACGUCGGCUGAGCUCGAGGUCGAUGGCCGCACGCGUCUCGUUGAGCUCAGCUGCGCAUCGGCACUCACCCCUGUCUUCCACACAUGGAUCCUCGACGCCCUCAUCGCGCGCACCCCUAACCUCGCACGCAAACACGCCGCCGGCAGCAAGCUCAACCUGGUCUUCGAGGUGUGUGGCGGCAGCAAGGUGAAUGCGGACCUGCUUGCUUCCUACAAAUCCUCCGCUGGCACCAUGGACCACCGAGACCGCAUCCGCAUCAACGGCCAGGACAUCCCGCCAUCCUCCUAG